AUGGACCACCUCCGCCGCCUCAUCCCACCGCGCUUCAUCCCCCCCACCACCAGCGCCCCGCCGCGCAGCUACCCCCCCAUCCUCCUCACGACAUCCGCCGCCGUCCUCGCGGCCCCGCUGAUCAUCUACCUCUCCAUCCUCGACUACCGCGAAUUCCUCGCCCUCGGCCCCGGCGGCGUCCCGUACAACCUCCUCGGCUGGGCCGGCAUCACGCUGCUGAUCCGCCCGUUCGCGCUCAGCAAGGCGCAGGCGACGCGGACGGACGACUAUCCGCAAGAUGAUGGCGCGGUGAAUGCGGAAAUGCUGGGGCUGCCGCGGAGGCGGGGCGAGCGGGCCAGGGUGGGCGGGAUCGCGCCGCACAGGCAGUUGGACCAGUUUGCUGGGGAGGGAAUGGGGGAGUUUAUUCGGAAUCUGUUUGCCAACGCGGCGGUGCAGAACCCGCGCUUGCUCGAGACGAAGACGUCCCUGUACGAAAGGCACAACGACGCGUUGUUCGUACGCGCGGAGCUGCUGCGUGGGGAUGCGGCGGGGCGGGAGCUGCUCCCGCGCGCGGCGCUGAUGUCCGGCGGCGAGAUCGGACACGUGCACGGGGAUCUGUCGGUGCAUUUGUACCUCGCGCCGGCGGAUGCCCGGGUGUUGAUCGAGAAGGGCUGGGCGGAGCGGCACCGCAUGGCUGUGCCCAUGGGGUCGCUAGUGAAGAGGGUUAUCCCGAUUUUUGGCAGGAUUGCCGAUACGUUUUUGAUGUUUUAUGGGCCAAGGGAUGAGGAGGAGAUGGAGGUGUUGCAGACGGUUCUGACGAAUAGCAUUCGCUUCAUGACAGGGAGGGACGACUUCGCGGUGCCCGAGUGGAGGGUGAGGCGACGUGUUUCGGACGAGGGUGAUGGCUCGAGGAUGGUGGCUCGAGGAAGAUGGCUCGAGGAUGAUGACCAAGCUAGGCACCCGGGCCUGAAAAGGCUGCCGGUGCGCAAAUCGACGCUUCUGACGGCCCUGUUGCAUGGCGGCGCCGUGCCUCUGGACCGCCUCUGGACGCUGAGUCAAGGCUGCUCUAAAGCCUGGGCGGGUGGGAUUCUCGCCGCUGAAAACGCGCCGAGGGCUAUCAUUAUACUCCUUUGUGGACUAUUUAUUGCUGACUGUCCUACCGGUGCCAUGACUAGACCGCCAUCCCCUCCCUCGCCGGAGAUGCAGCAUCUUGCUGACAAUGCGCCUGUGCUCGUACAAUGGAAGUCCACCUGCAGCAGCAUCGCCUACCUAGGCUGCGAGCUCCCCACAUCAUCCAGCCAAGUCGCGGCAAACAUCAAAUAUGACGCGUCGGAGCGGACCUGCUCAUUCCGCCUCCGCGUGCCAGUCGGCCUUAAAGAGCCGGCGGGGAAGAAGGCACACCUGUACCUAUUUCUAUGUCCCGACCAGAUCCACUCGAUAGACAACCCAGCCGACAACGCCCCUCAGCCCGGCACCAAUAUCCUAGUUGCGAAGACCAAGGCGUGCACCUCGCCCGAUGAUGUGGUUGCACUUAGAAUUCAACUCAAGCAACCCAUGACGGCCGUUGGCCCUGUUGGACUUAAGCAGCUCGCACCGAACAAGGCAGCGUCCGGCCGCAUUCUAGAAGCCGUGCAUUCGCUCCUGUCUGCCACUGAUUUGACUAUCCACCUGCCCAAGAACAACAACUCGUAUCAAUUUGAACAACUUUGUCAACAAGCCAGCGAUGGCGCCCUACGCCCCCGUGCCCAUGACUAUGCCCUUGACAUGCUCUACGGUGGCUCGGGCGGCGAAGACGUCGGCCAUCUCCUGGCUCAAUUCGACAAAGAAGUCCCUCCCCCGUACGAUGCGCCAGCCUCGGCAUCAACAGCAACAGCCUGCCCCACUGCCGACCCGCUGGACCCCAAGCCUCCGCGUUCUUUAAAACGCCCAGCAUCCCCAACCACAACCACCCACACCUCAUCCGCAUCCGCCCCCGCCCCCAAAUCCGCCCGAACCAAGUCCCCAACCCCUCCACCAGCUCCACUUCCUCAUCAAGCCCCCGACAACAACGCUUCUCCUUCGACGACGACGACGACGACAACGGCGCUAGACGUCGACGCCCGCAUCACCACCGCCCUACAGCCCUGGCACUUGCGCCUCUCCUCCCUCGAGCACGACCUCUGCGCUCUCCGCAGCGAAAUCGCCCUCAGCGGCGCCGUCAACGCCGUCGACGACGACGCGCCGCCCACCAGCCCCACCGAAGAUGACCGCCUGGACGCCUUCGACGCCGAGAUACGCGCGUUGCGGGACGACGUGAGGCGCGUCGAGAGGCUGUUGCUGCGGCAGGAGUCCUUGCGGCGGAGCGGCGAGGCGAGGGUGUUGAGACGGCUGGAAGAGAGGUUCGGCGACCGGAUGGACGAGUGGGAGGAGAAGACGAAGGGGGAGGUGGAGGGGGAGGUGGACGAGGCGUUGGACGGGAAGCUGGUGGAUUGGAAGGUGGAGAUGAGGGAUUGGAUCGGGGAGGAGCUGAGGGGGGUGGUGGAGGAGGGGCUGCAGGGGGUUGUGGAGGAGGUGUUGGAGAGGAGUAGGAUGAGGGUGGAGAUCGUUCAUGAGUGA
Diplodia corticola is the source of this 2574-nucleotide messenger RNA. RefSeq lists its product as uncharacterized. The record is from RefSeq and is a predicted model, not a curated record. The transcript has 5 exons. The coding region runs from base 1 to 2574 and encodes 857 amino acids. Lineage: Eukaryota; Fungi; Ascomycota; Dothideomycetes; Botryosphaeriales; Botryosphaeriaceae.